Molecule: messenger RNA, 1668 nt
Organism: Coregonus sp. 'balchen'
Lineage: Eukaryota; Metazoa; Chordata; Actinopteri; Salmoniformes; Salmonidae
Source: the annotation of a GenBank genome assembly
AUGAAGGGUACGAAGGGUACUAAGGGUUUGAAAGGUGUGAAAGUUACGAAGGGUGCGAAGGGUACGAAGGGUACUAAGGGUACUAAGGGUGUGAAAGGUGUGAAGGGUACGAAGGGUACGAAGGGUACUAAGGGUACUAAGGGUUUGAAAGGUGUGAAGGGUACGAAGGGUACGAAAGGUACUAAGGGUGUGAAAGGUACGAAGGGUACAAAGGGUACUAAGGGUUUGAAAGGUGUGAAAGGUACGAAGGGUACAAAGGGUACUAAGGGUGUGAAAGGUGUGAAGGGUACGAAGGGUACGAAGGGUACUAAGGGUUUGAAAGGUGUGAAGGGUACGAAGGGUACUAAGGGUUUGAAAGGUGUGAAGGGUACGAAGGGUGCGAAGGGUACGAAGGGUACUAAGGGUUUGAAAGGUGUGAAGGGUACGAAGGGUACGAAGCCCUUAGUACCCUUCGUACCCUUCGUAUCCUUCACACCUUUCACACCCUUAGUACCCUUUGUACCCUUCGUACCUUUCACACCUUUCAAACCCUUAGUACCCUUUGCACCCUUCGUACCUUUCACACCCUAAGUACCCUUCGUACCCUUCGUACCCUUCACACCUUUCAAACCCUUAGUACCCUUAGUACCCUUCGCACCCUUCGUACCCUUCACACCUUUCAAACCCUUAGUACCCUUCGUACCCUUCGUACCCUUCACACCUUUCACACCUUUCAAACCCUUAGUAACCUUCAUAUCCUUCGUACCCUUCACACCUUUCACACCCUUAGUACCCUUAGUAUCCUUCGUACCCUUCGUACCCUUCACACCUUUCAAACCCUUAGUACACUUCGUACCCUUCACACCUUUCAAACCCUUAUUACCCUUCGUACCCUUCGUACCCUUCACACCUUUCAAACCCUUAGUACCCUUCGUACCCUUCGCACCCUUCACACCUUUCAAACCCUUAGUACCCUUCGUACCCUUUCUACCCUUCACACCUUUCAAACCCUUAGUACCCUUCGUACCCUUCGUACCCUUCACACCUUUCACACCCUUAGUACCCUUUGUACCCUUCGUACCUUUCACACCUUUCAAACCCUUAGUACCCUUUGUACCCUUCGUACCUUUCACACCCUUAGUACCCUUCGUACCCUUCGUACCCUUCACACCUUUCAAACCCUUAGUACCCUUAGUACCCUUCGCACCCUUCGUACCCUUCACACCUUUCAAACCCUUAGUACCCUUAGUACCCUUCGUACCCUUUGUACCCUUCACACCUUUCACACCCUUAGUACCCUUAGUACCCUUCGUACCCUUCGCACCCUUCGUAACUUUCACACCUUUCAAACCCUUAGUACCCUUCGUACCCUUCGUACCCUUCACACCUUUCACACCCUUAGUACCCUUAGUACCCUUCGUACCCUUCGCACCCUUCGUAACUUUCACACCUUUCAAACCCUUAGUACCCUUCAUACCCUUCGUACCCUUCACACCUUUCACACCCUUAGUACCCUUUGUACCCUUUGUACACUUCACACCUUUCAAACCCUUAGUACCCUUAGUACCCUUCGUACCCUUCACACCUUUCAAACCCUUAGUACCCUUCGUACACUUCGUACCCUUCACACCUUUCACACCCUUAGUACCCUUUGUACCCUUCGUAUCUUCACACCUUUCAAACCCUUAG